Telopea speciosissima is the source of this 2207-nucleotide messenger RNA. Its product is annotated as RNA-binding protein 39-like. The record is from RefSeq and is a predicted model, not a curated record. Gene Ontology annotation, biological process: mRNA processing. Lineage: Eukaryota; Viridiplantae; Streptophyta; Magnoliopsida; Proteales; Proteaceae. Bases 206 to 2044 code for a protein of 612 amino acids. Gene Ontology annotation, cellular component: nucleus. Gene Ontology annotation, molecular function: RNA binding. The transcript has 14 exons.
UGCUACACCCAUUUGCCCUAAGAGACUGAAGAGGGAUAGAACUAUGGAGACCGUAACACGAAAACCGUUGUAGCUCACUGUUGGCCAUAGCCGUCGAGUUUUGAGCUUCCUUUUCUUGCUGCUAUAUCCCGUUGAGAGUUUUGACUGUGAUUGGGUUCUAAGCAAGGUCGUUUACGGCCUUGUUUUGUUGUCCGAAGAGUAUUCGAUGGAUUUCGACGAGUAUGAUUACUUAGAGAAAACAGUUGAAAAUCCAGAAGCGCCGAAAGAAGAGAAGAUUGCAAAUGGUGGCGACGGGACUGUUAAAUCGGGAGAGAAGGACCGUAGCAGGAGCUCCAAGCAUAGGACUGAUGAUAACGAGGAUGAUUUAGAUAACCGCUCUAAGCGAGCACGAUCGGGAGAUGACUCUCGUGAUCAAGAUCGGCACAAAGAGAGGGGCUCCUCUCGUCACCGCUCGUCUCCUGAUCACCGGUCCAGGGAUGGUGAGAGGAGCGAGAGGGACCGGCACCACAGGGAUAGAGAUAGGGAUAGGGAGAGGGACAAGGACAGGGACAGGGAGAAGGAGGAAAGGAACGGGAAGGACAGGGAUCGUGACAGAGAUAGAGAGCGGGAGCGUGAAAAGAUAAGAGAGCGUGACCGAGAAAGUGAACGGGACAGGGAAAAAGAACGGGAGCGUUCACGCCGCAGCAGGAGCCGCUCUGAGAGGCACCGCAGUGAGCGUGAUAAGGAUGCUGAACGUGAGAUAGACAGAGAGAAGAGCAAAGAGAGGGAGUUCAAGGAAAGGGAGUUACGAGACAAGGAUCGAGAUGGCAGACGAUAUAAAGAGAAAAAGGAGGAAGCGGAGCCUGAGGCCGAUCCAGAACGAGAUCAGAGGACUGUGUUUGCUUAUCAGAUUUGUUUGAAGGCAGAUGAAAAAGAUGUCUAUGAAUUCUUUUCGAGGGCUGGCAAGGUGCGAGAUGUACGGCUUAUAAUGGAUCGCAAUUCAAGACGUUCAAAGGGAGUGGGGUAUAUUGAAUUUUAUGAUGCAAUGUCAGUCCCGAUGGCAAUAGCACUUUCUGGUCAGCCACUUCUUGGUCAACCAGUGAUGGUUAAACCUUCAGAGGCUGAGAAAAAUCUGGUUCAGUCAAAUACAGCUGCAGCUGGAGGACCAGGAGGUGCUAUUGGACCAUAUUCAGGAGGUGCUAGAAGGUUGUACGUUGGCAAUCUGCAUUUCAACAUCACAGAAGAUCAACUUCGUCAGGUUUUCGAACCAUUUGGUCCUGUGGAGCUGGUUCAAUUGCCUCUUGACCCAGAGACUGGACAUUGCAAAGGUUAUGGGUUUGUCCAGUUUGCACGUCUUGAAGAUGCAAGAGCUGCACAAAGCUUAAAUGGACAACUUGAUAUUGCUGGUCGGAUAAUCAAGGUAUCUGCUGUUACUGAUCAAGCUGGAAUGCAAGACAUUGGGGCUAAUGCUGGUGAUUUUGAUGACGAUGAUGGUGGAGGCUUGUCUCUGAAUGCUCGUUCUAGAGCUAUUCUCAUGCAGAAAUUGGAUCGGAGUGGCACUGCUUCAAGUAUUGCUGGUUCACUUGGUACGUCUGUUGUCAAUGGCCCUGGUCUCACUCUACCAACAGCAUCGGUUCUUGGUGUUGCACCUGUGGUCAACCCCCUUGUUUCCCCACUUGGACAAACGGCUGUUCCUGCACUUGCUGGAUUGCAGGGGACGGGUCUUUCAAUUUCUGCUGGAACAGUUCCUUCUGUUGAUAAUAUUGGUGUGCCCAGUGAAUGUCUAUUGCUGCAGAAUAUGUUUGAUCCAAAUUUGGAGACUGAACCAGAUUUUGAUUUGGAUAUAAAGGAAGAUGUUCAAGAUGAAUGUUCAAAGUUUGGGCCGGUGAAGCAUAUCUAUGUGGACAAGAACACUGCUGGGUUUGUAUACUUGCGUUUUGAAAAUGCUCAAUCUGCGAUUAAUGCACAGAAUGCACUCCAUGGUAGGUGGUUUGCUGGAAAGAUGAUUAUGGCGACGUUCAUGCCUACUCUUACAUAUGAGGUGAAAUUUCCUGACAGCAGAUAGCUUUGUUUAGUCAUGAUGGACCGAGUGGGAGUUUAAACAGUAGUUUUACUGUUAAUAUUCCUUUCUCAAAUUUGUUGCUUCAACGUAGGGUAGUCUGGACGUAUCCUUGUGUAUCAAAAAGGUAAAUGUUGGUAGUCAUUCGGGGGGCCUGUUUAGCCCAUUU